This is a messenger RNA of Paramacrobiotus metropolitanus, 1604 nucleotides long. RefSeq lists its product as uncharacterized. NCBI's taxonomy places the organism in Eukaryota, Metazoa, Tardigrada, Eutardigrada, Parachela, Macrobiotidae. The transcript is spliced from 2 exons. Bases 624 to 1160 code for a protein of 178 amino acids. The record is from RefSeq and is a predicted model, not a curated record.
UCUGUGCUAUAUAUGCAGCGCCAGCUUCCGAUGGAUCCUUUGCUGCUCUGAUCAUUUUCUCGCAAAACCUUUUGAUAUCGCCUGUCCCCACCAUAUUUACACUUCAGUGUUCGUUUCCGCGCAUUUUGCCUGUUUUUCCGACUUAACAAUGUUCGACUCAAAAGCGCAGUUCACCGCGGUCAAUUUCCUGGGAUCGAAAGGCAUGAUGGUCUUGGGGAUUAUAGUUAUGGUUGCUGCUUUUAUAAAUUCCGUGAUCACCAUUGUCGCUAGCCGAAAUGGCCCACCUGAAUUAAUCUAUCCACGCACACCUGUAAACCCGUCUCUCGCCUCUUUUCUGUUCGUUAUGACGGUCAGUUUCCACUCCGAACAAGGCGGAUUCUUCGCGCGCCAAUGCACCAAGCACAUGACCUCCAAGCAUAUGUGGCUCAUGCGCGGUAUGUUCGGCUUGCUGGCUACGCUCUCCUUGGUGCUGCUGUUACGCACGUUCGAUUAUGCCCUGAUUAGUCCACGUGAGCCUAAUUACUUCCAAGAAAUACAAGCGCUCGACGACAAAGAGCAAGCAAUAAUGGAUAAGUUUAAAAAACAAAUCAAGGACAACAAUCCAGCGAGAGGUUUUGGAAAAGAUGCCGCAGCGCAUGGGCGCCAUGGGUGUUAACCACAAUGACACCGCUGCACUGCUUAAAAGCAAGUAUUACGAGCGGGCGGUGGCGCAGUAUCUCGGAAACUGGACGCAUGAAAUCGACGCCAUAAUGGAAGACAUCAGCAACCCCGCUAAAGCGCUGACCAGUAAAUAUAAUGACACGCUGGCGGACGCGAUACUGAAGGCCUGUCCGGAGUCCAUGCACAGCGUGGUUCUGGCUUUUUACGGACUGACUGCAUCUAUUUUCCUCUUCGAGUCGGUCUUUGCCGGACUGUUCUGGAGGCGUUUGGCCCCAUAUGGUGCGGAGUAUGAAAACAUCGCAGAUACUCCUAACUGCCACUGUUACGGCGGAAAACGUGGCUUUUGGGAUGAUCUAGAAUUCACGAGAUUGGCUCCAGCUGGUGGAAUUUGCAUCGAAUGCUCCUCGCGGGGUUGGCGUUCGUACAUUAUUUUCUUGAACGUAUUCAAUGCCCUUAUGGCGGGGGGCAUGAUGUUGGCCAUUUACUCUUUGGUCAUGUAAAUAGCCGGUAUUGUGCUGAUAUUAGAGCGGUUAAUGCUUUAUUAUUAGGGAACUCCAAAUGUGUUUAAAUCUUGAGUCCGAUGCCUUUGUUGUAGCUUCCCACUUUGCUUUUUUUGCCUCGCCAGUGAACUAUUUUUGCAAAUUCUGUUGCAGCUACUGUUAAUUCUCUGUUCAUUCUGUGUACAUCUCUCUGUACAGAAUGUUGACGUUGUACAGUGUACUAAUUACUACUAGUAUUACUAAUGAUUCGCGGUAACUACGUUCGUAUUGCUUAUUAUAAAUUGUGGCAGUUUAAUACGUAACAGUAAACUACAUGUAUUUUGCCUGCACUUUUGAAUACGCUGAUACAACUUGCUGUCUUUAUUGCCAAGUCUGUAUCUGUACAUGCUGGCAUGCAAAAGCAGCGCUGCGACGCUGCCGAAAAAUGCGCGCUGUUCUCAUCUU